Colletotrichum chrysophilum is the source of this 1536-nucleotide messenger RNA. RefSeq lists its product as uncharacterized. The record is from RefSeq and is a predicted model, not a curated record. Lineage: Eukaryota; Fungi; Ascomycota; Sordariomycetes; Glomerellales; Glomerellaceae. The transcript has 7 exons. Gene Ontology annotation, molecular function: GTPase activity; inositol phosphoceramide synthase regulator activity; GTP binding. The coding region runs from base 1 to 1536 and encodes 511 amino acids. Gene Ontology annotation, cellular component: Golgi membrane; inositol phosphoceramide synthase complex. Gene Ontology annotation, biological process: inositol phosphoceramide metabolic process.
AUGGCGUCCGGCGCAGGCGGGUCUUACAACAACCCACUCAAGAAGUUCAAGCUUGUCUUCUUGGGCGAGCAGAGUGUCGGCAAAACCUCACUCAUCACGCGGUUCAUGUACGACUCCUUCGACAACAUGUACCAAGCGACCAUUGGCAUCGACUUCCUUUCCAAGGCAAGAUUCCCCACGACAUCAGGUUUGAUUCCCUCGUACAUUCGCGACUCCAGCGUGGCGGUUGUGGUCUACGACAUCUCAAAUGCGAAAUCCUUCCAGAACACCAAGAAGUGGAUCGACGACGUGCGCGCCGAGCGAGGAAACGACGUCAUCAUUGUGCUCGUGGGCAACAAGACGGAUUUGAACGACAAGAGAGAGGUCACGACGCAGCAGGGAGAGGAGGAGGCCAAGAAGAACAACCUCAUGUUCGUAGAGACUAGUGCGAAGUUGGGCCACAACGUCAAGACGCUGUUCAAGAGAAUAGCGCAGGCGUUGCCCGGCAUGGAGGGCACAGAUGCUGCCCAGCAGGCCUCAAGCCAAAUGCAUGACCUGCAAACACUCCUAAACGAAAUAAGCUUGGAGAUUGAUGUGUGGUUCACCGCCCGAAAUGACACGAGACUACCUAAUCAGCCUAGGCUCUGGCGAUACUCGGACUCCGUAGGACCGCUGUGGACUGUCACCGAGUGCCAGGGUCCGUCAAGGCCCAAUCGACUGGUCGAGAGUGAUCCGGUGUCCAUCGCUGGUGGGGUCGUGGAAAUCGAUUUGCACUCGCCCGCUGCGCUGCGCGGCGGCCGGCGGGUUGCUGCUCAAAUCCGCACAUUCCUGGGCUGCAUCAGCCUGCAAACCGGCACCGAGAUCAUCUCGCUGAUCCUGCUAUUCAACCGCCUCACCGGCCUGUACGGCCUCCUCGCGAUCCUCACCGGCUACGAGAUCUCCGCGACGCAGCUGUCGAUGUACAUGUACUCGGUCGGCGUCAUCGUCUGCCUGGCCAUGUUCCUGCCUCACAUCCGCAAGAACAGUCCCUUUGAAGCGCUCGGGCUCGCGUGGCUGUACAUCAUCGACACCAUCCUCAACAUUGCUUACACGACCUUCUUCGCCGUCGGCUGGUACCUCCACAGCACCGCGCUCGACAAGCACCCGGGCAGCGCGGGCGUGCCGGCUGCCGCGGAGAUCGCGGAGGAGGCGCUGGCGAACGGCGCGCCUGUCGUGCCGGACGUGCCCAAGACGACGAAGCACAUCGGCCCGCAGGAGUCGUGGAUGAGCCUGGGGCUGAUCAUCACCGUGACGUUGCUGAGGGUCUACUUCGCGGUCGUCGUCAUGUCGUUUGCGCAGAGCGUGCUGCAGCGGUUCACCGAGAUGGGCUGGGAAGAGGAGGGACGCAAGAAGGGCCCCGAUGGACCGUUCAGCCCCGGCGAGCCCGAUGGUGAGGGCUACCGUGGUCGCAUCGGCAGAGUGAUGCUUGCCCUUGGACGCAGCUACUGGCUUGACGAGAAGGCACAGGAGGAGUGGGCGAGUGCGAUGAGCUCCAAGUUUAGGCACGCAGGUGCUUAA